Molecule: messenger RNA, 998 nt
Organism: Rhipicephalus sanguineus (brown dog tick)
Lineage: Eukaryota; Metazoa; Arthropoda; Arachnida; Ixodida; Ixodidae
Gene: bonsai
Exons: 6
Coding region: 2-982 (326 amino acids)
Biological process (GO): translation
Cellular component (GO): ribosome
Molecular function (GO): structural constituent of ribosome
Source: RefSeq, a predicted model, not a curated record
GAUGUUUGCUAUGUGGCUAUGCUGCUACUGCUUCUACCUAGAGUCUAGAGUAGUAACUAGAGUAAACAUGGGCGGUUUGGCGAGACUCUCGUGCUCUGUAAGCGCUGUGAGAAUUCUGUUCACUAAGAUGUCUGUUACAAAAGCCACGACUGCCGAAUUUCACCACUGUGCGGCAGCCGCCGAUGCGAGCCUCCUGCGCAGCCGUUCACCGACCCGUGUGUGCAGGCGUUUCAGAAAUCGGAAGAUACUGUCGUGGCCUACCGACUACCUGCCGUUCGAGUGGUCCUACCCAGCGCCUCCCGAUGUGAUCGCCAAAUGCGGGGACGGCGACACCGGGCCAACCGACCCGACCAUGCCGUUGACCGGAUUCGAGCUGUCCGACGAACUGAAGACGGCUUCGCUGGAAGUGAAAAAGGUUUUUAGCUUGCAGCUCGCGAGCCUGAGGCAGAUACACGAAGCUAAAAAGCACAGAUUUGUGAAGCUUUGCCAGAGGCAUCCAUACGACUUUGAUUCAUUCGAGUACAAAGUUGCUCACAAGACGUUUCUCGUAAGGAAGCUCAAGGAGCUCUAUAACAUUCAGCCAAAGCGCAGGGAUCUGAAGGAUGCACUUUCCAAGGCCAUCGAGGGACGGAACAAGGCGCUCAAAUAUCUGUACCGGUAUGACCGUGAGCGCUUCCGCUCCGUUGCCUGCACACUGCAGGUCACCUACACUCCAGCCCAGCUGCACCACAUCAAGCUGCCCGUGACGAAGAAAGGCGACCUCCGGCGCCUGACGGCCGAGUAUUGCGACCGAAUGAAGCAAGACAAAAUGAACUCAUUCCACGAGAAACUCAAGGCUGAACAGGUCGCCUUCCUUGCGGAGAAAAGGUGCGCUGAAGAGUGGAUCAGUGCAGAAGGAGAAAGGCUGCGACUUUCCCAGAAUGAGCAAAAGAGCACAGAGUACAUGGGUAUUUUUAAACAACCCACACACUGCUCAGAAUAAAAUGUGUGACACGUUU